Diuraphis noxia (Russian wheat aphid) is the source of this 1210-nucleotide messenger RNA. RefSeq lists its product as uncharacterized. Lineage: Eukaryota; Metazoa; Arthropoda; Insecta; Hemiptera; Aphididae. Gene Ontology annotation, molecular function: DNA binding. Gene Ontology annotation, cellular component: nucleus. The record is from RefSeq and is a predicted model, not a curated record.
AUGCCAAUGAUGGGUCCUUCUGUUGGUCCUAUGCCACCUGGUCAACCAGUGGGAAUGGCAAAUAAACCAUUAUUCCCYAGUGCUGCAGCAAUUGCUAGUAACUCUGAUGUUCGUUCAAACAGCACAAUGGUAUCUGGUGGUCCUGUUGGUGGCCUAAAUAAGUCAGCAUUUCCUGCAUACUCUGGGAAUGAUAAUGAUUCAAAAUCAAAAUCACUUAUUAGUUCUACUGGGACAUCUAGUAAAAUAAUUCAUCCAUCAGAAGAUAUUUCUUUAGAAGAACAUAAAGCUCGCUUUUCUAAGUAUGCUAUUCAUAUCGACAUUCAAAAUCCAUUACCAACAAAUAUUACUGAGCAACAUCAGCUUGGUGCACCACUCAUGUCGCCUCAUGGUCAAGUGUCUCCUCAAAGUCAACAAUUUCAACAACAACAACAUCAACAGCAGCAGCAAUUACAACAGCAACAGCAACUUCAUCAGCAACAACAACAACAACAGCAGCAGCAGCAGCAGCAACAGCAGCAACAACAGCAGCAGCAGCAGCAGCAGCAGCACCACCAUCACCAACAUCAACAACACCAACAAGCAAUUCAAAAUGAGAUGGAACGACAAGUAGCUGCUAUGGCAGCAGUUAUGCAACAACAACAACAGCAACAGCAGCAGCAACAACAAAGAUUUGCAACACCAGUUAUAUCAAUGCCUAAUAUGAUGCCCCAGCCUCCCACUGUUUUUAUGGCUCAGCAGAUGCCUACUCUUUUACGACCUUCUUUAGGUGGUUUACCACCUCAUGCUAUGAGUAUGCUGAGACCUCAAAUGCCUAUUCAUCCAGGUUUAAUGGUUAACCCACCGAUGGUCAAUCCUUAUGCUCCCGGUGGACCAAUGGGCUUCCCAGGCGCUCAAAUGUUAGCACCGAUGAUGCACCCUCGCUUCAGAUGAUCAGAAAAGAAAAAAUUUUGAAUAAUAACUGAAACGCAGUUUCAGUGAAAAAUCAGUAAGUCCWUUUAUAUUUUAAAUGUCCUUAACCCCUCGUUUUUCAUUCUUUGGAUUUUUUUUUCUUGAUUUAUUUGUAUAUUCCCAAAAAUAGUUUGUAACUAAAUGUCACACGUACAUKUUUUUGUAGAACGUGUGUGGUAGUAUUUAUUAGUGUGACGUGGAUUUCGUACAAACUUUUUACGCUCAGCAUAAAAUGCACAGCAAAUUUGUUUAUAUAUAUAUA